Messenger RNA from Emys orbicularis (European pond turtle), 1857 nucleotides. RefSeq names its product zinc finger BED domain-containing protein 5-like. The record is from RefSeq and is a predicted model, not a curated record. Lineage: Eukaryota; Metazoa; Chordata; Testudines; Emydidae. The coding region runs from base 1 to 1857 and encodes 618 amino acids. The transcript is spliced from 2 exons.
AUGGUGGCAUCUCAUUCUGGCUUCUCAAGUCCACACUGUGGAAAAUCUACAUCUAAUGAUCAUGAUGGUCCUGGAAAGUCACUUACAAAGAAAAGAAAAUAUGAUGAUGAUUAUAUAAAAUAUGGCUUUACAUGCAUUGGUGAUCAAGAAUGUCCAAAACCACUGUGUGUGAUUUGUGGUGAUGUUCUAGCAAACAGCAGCCUCAAACCUUCUCUACUUCGGCGCCAUUUAGAAACUAGGCAUCCUGCACAACUCGACAAGCCUGUUGAUUUUUUCAAGCGAAAAUUAGCUGAGAGGAAAGGUGACAUUACCAGUUUUAUAUCCAAAGCAAGUACUGAUAAUGAAAAUGCACUUGAAGCAUCAUACCGCGUGAGCUACCGAGUAGCUAAAGCAUCAGAAGCCCAUACCAUAGCAGAGAGCUUGAUUGGUCCAUGUAUAAAAGACGUAGUUCAUUGCAUGCUCGGAGAAAAGGCUGCAAAAAGGAUUGACAUGGUACCUUUGUCCAAUAAUUCGUUGUCACGAAGAAUUAAUGACAUGUCAAAUAACGUAGAGACCACAAUUGUACAGAGUGUGAAAAACAGUCCAUAUUAUGCUAUACAGUUGGAUGAAUCAACUGAUGUAGCUAAUCUAGCUAUUUUGCUACUGUUUGUACGUUAUGUGAAUGAAGGUCUGGUUGAAGAAGACUUGUUGUUUUGCCGACCACUGGAAGAACGUACAACUGGAGAAGAUAUCUUCAAUCUGACUAAUGCAUAUUUUCAAGAAAAGGAAAUAGAUUGGUCCCAUUGCCUAAGCAUUUGCACUGAUGGGGCCACAUCAAUGACGGGGAAGUAUACUGGAUUUGUAGCUCGAACAAAAAAGGUUGCAUCAAAAGUCUCUUGGACUCAUUGCAGCAUCCAUAGACAAGCCCUCGCAACAAAACACAUGCCUGAGGGACUGAAGGAAGUGCUGGACAAUGCAGUGAAAAUGGUGAAUUUCAUAAAAUCACGGCCAACAAAUUCCAGAAUAUUUCACGUACUUUGUGAAGAAAUGGGUAGUAUACACGAUUGUCUGUUGACCCAUACUGAAGUUAGAUGGCUCUCAUGGGGCAAAAUCCUGGUGCGCUUGUUUGAGCUUAGAACGGAAAUCCUAGUUUUUUUCAACAGCCACCCUUUCCACCUUGCCAGCUGUAUGGAAAAUAAUGUCUGGCUCCAGAGCCUAGCUUAUUUAGCAGAUAUUUUCUCAAGAAUUAAUGACCUAAAUUUAUCUCUUCAAGGUCUCAAUAUAACAGUUUUCAAUGUGCAAGACCGAGUUGAAUCCAUGAUAAAGAAGUUGCAGUUCUGGGAAAGUUGUUUGGAAAACAAUCAAACUGAGUGUUUCAGUAAUCUUCAUGACUUCCUGGCAGAACAUAAACUUCAGUUGGAUCAGUGCACUAAAACCAAUAUAACUGCACACCUAAAAGGACUUUGCACAACAUUCAGGGAUUACUUUCCAGCUAUAUCAGGCGAUAAUGACUGGAUUCGCAACCCUUUUGAUGAUACCACUUUCUCAACACAGAUAUUGAACACUGAGGAAAAAGAGAAAUUGAUUGAGAUCUCCUGUGAUUACGAACUGAGAAGGAGUUUCAGAAAUCUGUCACUGAUCAACUUUUGGCUGAGUUUAAGAAACGAGUACCCCCUUCUGGCAGAAAAAGCUGCUGCAGUUUUGUUACCAUUUUCAACAACAUACUUAUGCGAGAAAGUGUUUUCCUCGUAUGCACAUCUGAAAACGAAAUACAGAAACAGACUUGAUGCCGAACCAGACCUGAGACUUUAUCUUUCUCCAAAGGUUCCGGACUUCAAAGAGCUAUGCAGAGCAAAGCAAGCGCAUCCAUCACACUGA